CCGCGGUGCCGGAAGUGUUUAGCCGUGUUAGCAUCAUGGUUGCAUACAUCGGCGAGUUCAAGCACCCACAUUCCUUCACUGAAUUCUAGUUCUUCGUGUUCCAUGUAUGUCAGCUACAGCGAAAUUAGUUAAACACGCACAUAACGUAAACAUAAAAACGCCAACGGGAGCGACAUUUAUCGCCUCCAUGGACUGAGUUUUUGACUGUAACUAACAUGGCGGCGAAUCCUCCAGGACAAGGCUUUCAGAACAAGACCCGGGUGGCCAUCCUUGCGGAGCUGGACAAGGAGAAGAAGAGGCUACUGCAGACUCAUUCAAUGAACAGUCCCGGGGCCAACAUCCCUCUGACCUCAAGACCGAGUGUAAAGGACGUGAGAGACAGCGCGGAGCAGCAGCACAUCGCCGCCCAGCAGAAGGCAGCCUUGCAGCACGCCCACGUCCACUCGUCCGGCUUCUUCAUCACUCAGGACUCUUCGUUUGGGAACCUCAUCCUCCCGGUGCUCCCCCGCCUGGAUCCCGACGUUUGACUCUCGCACGUCCCGUUUAAUACUGACCACGGUCCAGUGGACGUUAGCAAAAACUCACAUGCAAAACCAACCAUUUUGUUGUAUUUGUCUUUUAUACAACUGGCGUCCUGUAUCAGUGGUAGAAGCAGCAAAACAAUAAAACCGUGGUAUUUGAA
Molecule: messenger RNA, 682 nt
Organism: Solea solea (common sole)
Lineage: Eukaryota; Metazoa; Chordata; Actinopteri; Pleuronectiformes; Soleidae
Product: SOSS complex subunit C-like
Exons: 1
Coding region: 216-527 (103 amino acids)
Biological process (GO): DNA repair
Cellular component (GO): nucleus; nucleoplasm; SOSS complex
Source: RefSeq, a predicted model, not a curated record